GGUUCCUCUGAAGGAGUGGAUGUCUGUUGAAACAUGGAUCCUCGCACAGCCAGACCCAGCGCCUCCAGCAAGGCCCCUCCUGCAGUCAAGACCAAAGCCUCACUACUCUCCAAUAUAAAGGUGUUUGUGAUGUGCCAUAGCCUCCUGCAGCUGUCUCAGCUCCUCCAUACCUCCUACUUUAAGAGCAGCAUCAGCACCAUUGAGCGUCGCUAUGGAUACAGCAGUGUUUCCACAGGAAGCCUUACUUCUCUGCAUGAGGUAGGAAACCUGCUGCUGGUGGUGUUUGUGAGUUACUUAGGCAACCGUGUGCACCGGCCACGUGUGAUUGGCAUGGGUGGUCUCCUCAUGGCAGGAAGUGCUGGUCUGCUAGCCUUGCCUCACUUCCUGUCUCAGCCAUACCAGUAUAACUCAGCACUUUCAGAGGAGAAUAGUGACAUGUGUGUGUUGAAUGGAAACUCCUCCUCACCGUUGCGUUGCCAUGGGCUGAAUUCCCAGCAUGCCUCACAUCAGCGUGUUCCGUGGAAUCUUAUGGCCGCCGCCCAGCUGCUCUUUGGCCUUGGCUCCGCCCCCAUUCAGCCUCUUGGAAUCUCCUACAUCGAUGACUUUGCAGAGCCAGGAAACUCCGCCCUCUAUAUUGCCAUCUUGUUCUCAGUGUCUAUUUUUGGUCCUGCGUUUGGCUACCUCCUGGGCUCCAUCAUGUUGAGGAUCUAUGUGGAUGUGGACCGUAUAGACUCAAAGGCAGAGCUGGAGUUGAGUCCGUCCGACCCACGGUGGGUGGGGGCGUGGUGGAUGGGGUUGCUGGUGUCCUCCACCAGUCUGUUGCUCACAUCCACCCCCUACUUCCUCUUCCCCCGCCACGGAGCCACGCCCGCAGAGGUCACUGAGACGGAGACAGACUCACUCAAAGGGAACAAAAUCACGCUGGAGACGUCUUUCAUCAGCAUUAUCAAGAUGUUCCCUAGGCAUUUUCUGAGGCUGAUGAUAAACCCAGUGUUCAUGCUGCUGGUGUUGUCUCAGUGCUGUUUCUCGUGUGUGAUCUCGGGCUUGGCCACCUUCCUGGGGAAAUACCUGGAGCUGCAGUUCGGCACCUCCGCUGCAAAGGGAAGCUUCCUCAUGGGUGUGAUGAACCUUCCUGCUGCGGCCGUCGGCAUGCUGCUAGGAGGCGUGGUCAUGAAGAAGGCACAGCCCUCGGCUAGAGCCAUCCCCUGGGUAUCCAUGAUGGCACUAUCAGUGUCCAUCCUGCUUGGCAUACCACUGUUCUUCAUGGGCUGCCGCCUGCAGGAGGUGGUUGGGGUCAACAUACACCCCUGGACUGAUGGUUCUGUGUUGGAGUGCACCUCCAACUGCUCCUGUUUGGAGACGACCUUUAACCCUGUGUGUGGAGAGAACCACCUCGAGUACAUCUCCCCAUGUCAAGCUGGCUGCACCAACUACACACUACACCCAGCUGAGCCACUCAGAAUCCAGGCCUACACCCAGUGCAAAUGCAUUGUGGGGGCAGCUGGCUUAGGCCACGCCCUCCCGGGGUCAUGUGGUAACAGCUGCUCCAGUCUCCUCCUCCCAGCAAUGAUCCUCAUCGCCACAGCUGGAUUCAUUGCCAGCCUAACAAACUCCCCUCUCUACAUGCUGGUGCUUAGGUGUGUGUCACAGGAACAGAAAGUCUUUGCCAUUGGGGUGCAGUUUCUGCUGCUCAGGAUGCUGGCCUGGCUGCCGGGCCCCACCCUGUUCGGGGUGGUCAUGGACUCAGCAUGUGUGUGGUGGAAGCGGAUGUGUGGCUCCCAGUUUGGAUCCUGUGGUUACUAUGACAACGAUAUCCUUCGGAGCAGGUAUUUCGGGGUGCAGAUGGCUCUUAAGAUUCUGGGUAUUUUCCUGCUUGCGCUGGCUGGCUGGAAGGUGCACAGGGUAAAGGGUUACAACCUGGAGAAGAAAGGCCCUGUAGCUGUCUGACAUGGACCAAUCAACUGCCUUCAUUCCCUCUCAAGGACCAAUCAGAUAUCUUCCUUCCCUCUCAAGGACCAAUCACCUGCCCUGUUUCCCUUUCCAAGCUUAUUCACCCACCUUCAUUCUCUCCCAAGGACCAAUCAGAUACCUUCGUUCCAUCUCAACCAAUCAGGUCUUCUGUUCUCAUUGAGCAGCAGACCGGAACUGAGAUCUGACCCUAAUCUCCUGAUGCUGACUUUGGUGUUAUCUCUGAUUUUCUUCGUAGUGUUAGUUGUGCCCAAUAGGACUAAAAUGUUAUUAUAAAAGUAAAGGUGGCCAUAAACAUCUGACCUUUGGCGACCUCUGCCAUUGACGCUAUAGCACCUUGUGCAACUCA
Clupea harengus (Atlantic herring) is the source of this 2317-nucleotide messenger RNA. RefSeq names its product solute carrier organic anion transporter family member 2A1-like. Gene Ontology annotation, molecular function: protein binding; prostaglandin transmembrane transporter activity. Lineage: Eukaryota; Metazoa; Chordata; Actinopteri; Clupeiformes; Clupeidae. Gene Ontology annotation, biological process: prostaglandin transport; transmembrane transport; sodium-independent organic anion transport. The record is from RefSeq and is a predicted model, not a curated record. Gene Ontology annotation, cellular component: basolateral plasma membrane.